Rotaria socialis is the source of this 1362-nucleotide messenger RNA. NCBI's taxonomy places the organism in Eukaryota, Metazoa, Rotifera, Eurotatoria, Philodinida, Philodinidae. The record is from the annotation of a GenBank genome assembly.
AUGCAACAUAUAUAUGCAAAUGACAAUGCAUUACCUCAACAUGAUACAGAGUUGUAUGGGCAAUCGACUCAUCUUCAUCAACAUCCAAUGCAUCACCAUUUACAAUAUCAACAGGAGAAUCCUUCUCUUUCGCCUCAACAAUCGUCAACAAGUGAUGCAGACGAAACAUCAACACCACCGCCAUCUCUCAACAGAGGAGUAAAUGUAACUGUAGCUGCUAAAAUCGUUAAGAAAAAAAAGCAACCGAAAAAGAAACGUAAAGAUCCUAAUGAACCUCAAAAGCCGGUUUCUCCUUAUGCACUUUUCUUUCGUGAUACACAGAAUGAUAUCAAAAAGAAAUUAGCAAAUCCAUCAUUUGGAGAAAUCUCAAAAGUUGUUGCUCACAUGUGGGAAAAUAUCGAACCAGAAGUAAAAGAACAAUAUAAGCGUAAAGCAGCUGCAGCUAAAAAAGAAUAUCUUAAACAGUUAGCAGCCUAUCGAGCUGUUCAAGUUUCACAUCAAACUCCUAAUAUGCAUCAUAUUCUUGGACAAAAUACAUUAUCAUUCGAUCCAAAUUCAAUGCAAAUCUCAUCAUCAAUUCAACAUCAACAAAAACAAUACAAUAAUCCAGGCAUUGGCGGACCUAUGAUGAGUGACAAUAAUAAUUUCUUACCACCAUCACAUCAUCAUCAUCAUCAUCAUGUUCCACCUUACAAUCAUCACCAUCACCAUCAUCAUCAUCCACUUCAACAACAAUAUUGCACCCCUCCUCAACCUCAACCACCGCCACCACCGCCCCCUCAACAAUUCAAUAAUUAUCAUUAUAUUAAUAACUAUUCCCAAGAUACAUCUCAUGUUUAUAAUCCUGAUUCACAAAUUCAUUUUUCCAAUCAUCAACAACAUCAUUUCGACAAUCAACAAACAUAUAAUACAUAUGAUUCAAACAAUAAUUUUGGAGAUCAACAACAAUAUGGUCUGCUUCGGCCAGCCAUUGAAUCUGAACUCUAUUCAUCAUAUUAUACACAAUCAUCAAAUGAUGUUGAACAUUCAAAUAUUGAUCAAUCAUCCAUGUCAUCAAUAGCCAAUGAAAAUUUAUUACACAAUUUAAAUACUAAUAAUACUAAUAAUCCAAUAAUAACAACAAAUAAUAGUAGUAAUAAUACACCUCAUUAUACUGAUUUAACAGCUAUGCCAAUAUCAGUAACAAAUGGAAUCAUUGAAAAACAUUAUGAUUUUGUUAGUAGUAUGCAACAUGGUACAACAACAUUGAAUGAUAUUGAUCAUCAUCACAAUAAUAAAGAAGAUGACCAAUCAACAUUACCAAUCAGCAAUGAAAAUAAUUUUCAUUGGAAUCAAGCAACAUGUCUAGCCACGCAGUGGUGA